AUGGCUGACCCAAAAGCGCAGUCCCUGCACGAUUUCGCAAUCCUCACCAUAAUUAAUGUCUUUGGAUUGCUUUACUUUUACCUUUUUGUGAUUCAAUUUCUGCUCUUCCAUUUCCCCUCCACCCCCGGAGGUAUUCUCGACUCCCUGUCCGUGCUAGCCUUUUGCGCAGGUGUCAUCUUCUGGUGCUUGUCCAGCCUCUUCUACCGCUUUGUAGACGCUUUCGGGGGCAAUGAUGCGGCAGAGUGGCAAAAGCUGGAGCCUGGAGCCACUUUAGUCCUGAUCUGGGCGGCCACCCUUCCUUCGGUGGUUGUGCUGUUCCGCACCGAACCCUGCCUCCAGCUCGGAUACCUAGCUGCCUUUACCGUCGUUGCUGUCGGCAUCCUGGUGGAGUUUGUGGUCUCCGAUCCCAGUGUUUGUGGGGUUCAAUACCGGUUUCCGUACAGCUGCGUUUCACUGGGUUUACUUUCGCUCAUACCAACUAUUUAUGCUCUGACCGGGACGUUUCAGAGCCCACCUGCAGUGGCGGUACACUUCAGUCGAGUCGCCAUUGGAAAUUCUCUUGGUGCUGCGUUCUAUCUGCUUCGUCCGUUAGAGAGAAUUGGGGCGGUGAAUGGCUGGCGGCCCAGUCUCUAUGUGAUGCAUUUAGUCCUUGUCUACAGCGCCGUCACUUAUUCGAGGAUUUCCUUAUCUGCAGUACUUCAAAUGGCAGCAUGA
Molecule: messenger RNA, 714 nt
Organism: Penicillium canescens
Lineage: Eukaryota; Fungi; Ascomycota; Eurotiomycetes; Eurotiales; Aspergillaceae
Exons: 1
Coding region: 1-714 (237 amino acids)
Source: RefSeq, a predicted model, not a curated record